Orcinus orca (killer whale) is the source of this 9932-nucleotide messenger RNA. It is a transcript of the gene TMEM201, whose product is annotated as transmembrane protein 201. Gene Ontology annotation, biological process: nuclear migration along microtubule. The record is from RefSeq and is a predicted model, not a curated record. NCBI's taxonomy places the organism in Eukaryota, Metazoa, Chordata, Mammalia, Artiodactyla, Delphinidae. The coding region runs from base 5864 to 7957 and encodes 697 amino acids. The transcript has 11 exons. Gene Ontology annotation, cellular component: nuclear inner membrane. Gene Ontology annotation, molecular function: lamin binding; actin filament binding.
CACGCCCGCGCCCCUGCCCCUGCACCCGCCCUCCGUCCGCUGUCCUCCCAAGCCCGCCGGCUCCGGGGCCGCCCGCGCCUCGCUGUCCGUGAGCGCGGCGAGGCCGCGGCGCGGCGGUGGGGCCCGGCCCGUGUGUCCCCGCGCCGAGACCCACUGUGCACGCCCCGCCCCCGGAAGGAAAACCGGACUGGGGAUCCCCAGUCGGGAAGCGGCUGAGGAGUGGGUUGGGGGACCCCAGGAAUGUGGGGCGGGCGGGGACAGCCAGCGCUUGACGUACGAACUUCCUCCCCCGCGGAGAUCUGCGCUGGCCCAGCUGCAGGGUCUGCAGGGCCCCCAAACCCUGCGGGAGAGUCGAGCGGGGGUCGGGCGUUGCUCCUUUCCGUCUUGAGCCCCGAUCCCUGGUCCUCAGGGGCACGUUGGGUCGCGUGAACACCGGCCGGUAGUUUCUGAGCCGCAUACGCUGUCUCGGGCGUUGUUCUAAUCUCACAUAAGCCCAUUUCAGAGUCACAACCCCUGCUCUGUCUAGAGAAGCUGAGGGACAAAAGAGCUACAUAAAUUGUUAUUAAUUAGACGAGUCAGGGUGUGAGCUGAAGUAUCCUGACCCUGGAGCCUGCAUCCCUGACCCCCGGGCUCCACAGCCUCCAAGAGCAGGCAAGCCUGACAUACUUCAGAGGUGUUUAAACCGGGCUGGGCUGCCCAGCGGGUUCAGUGGCGGCUCCCCACCCCCGACCCUGGCUCCGAGAUCAUGCUGACCCCACUGUGCACAGCUGGUCUCCAUGGUCAGGGAUAAAAGCUUAAUGGCCUCUUGCUUCAGGAGGACCUCAGGGGCAGCCCCACUGUCAACCCACUUGAUCCACCUUCCCAGGGGAUAGGGGAGAAAGGUGGGGUUGUGAGAACAUUCUGGAGACAGAAUGGGUGGGCUUGUAGCUUCAGCAGGGGAUGUGGAAGUGCAGCUCUUAGGUGGGAGAAGCGAAGGAACUUGCCCACGGUCACUCGGCAGCAAGUGGGGGAGCUGGGACUUGAACAUGGAAGGCAUGUCUGUUCUUCCUUAGCCACCACCGUGUACUGCUUGUCACCCAAAGGGAAAAGAAGUGAGGGCGACUGAGUCACAGGCUUCCUGGGGGAGGAAGGGGUAGGAGGGACAUCAGCUGUGUCUGCAGGAUGAGCCAGACUGGCAGGCUGAGGAGGGAGUGGCCUCAGGGGUCCCUGACAACGCACAGCUCUGCGUGUCCCAGCUUCUGCCCAAAAUUUGGAAGCUGGAGGGGCUUGCCGGACCAGCUGGUUCAAACCAGUUAUCUUAUGCACGAGGGAACGGAGGUGCAGAGGUGCAUGCCGCCUGCUGUUGCUCAGAUUCCCAGAGCGUGUCGACGGCAGAGGUGUGUCCAGAGCCCGGUUUGCCUCCCAGUUAACCGGGGGCAGGGAAUGUCAGCCCAAGGACCAGAGCCUGGGCCGGGUCUUGUGUCCAGGCUUUGCAGCUCUCACUUGUGUUGGUGUGGCUAGAUUCGCACUGGGUUUGCUCACUGUGCCUCAAGCUCCCGUCUUGUGCUGCCGCUGUUCCUGGGGGUCCCGUCUCCCCACCUGGGCUGGCAGCCACAGCUUUCCCGCUCCCGGAGACAGGAGUCUGAGGCCUUGGUGCAGUGUUGGGUGAGCUGCUUCGAGGGGAGCCAGGAGGGCACCAGUGUGGCGUGACACCAGAGUCGUGGUGUGGCAUUGGGACCUUUUGAUUGAGAAGGACCAGCCCUUUCCCAGGAGGCUCUGAGAUUCUACCAGAGCGCUGGCUUUUGUCUGGGGGUCAUAAAUUAGCCACUGUCACGAUUCAGAAGCAAGACCAGGCUGAGCCCUUCUCCUCUGUGGGGGAAAUAGUGACAGUGAGGAAUGGCUUUGGCCACAGCGUGGGUUUAGAAUGACCCUGGGGAGGGCAUGUGAGGAGAGUUGUUUCUGGAAAUGGACUUGGCCGGCUGGGUGUUUGGGGGCUCAGCACAGCGAUGGAGGGACCUGGACGGAGGAUCGGCCGGGGAGCAGGGGGAAGAGCCCGCUUCUCUGAAGGGCUGCGAUACCCAGAGCCCCCGGCAGGGCCAACCCUGGCUUCCCACCCGCCGAGUCCUCUUGACUGGACUGUGUGUUAUGACCUGGCGUGGGGCAGGAGCUGCUGUUGGCCCCAUUCUACAGAUGAGGAAACAGAGGCCCAGGGAGAUUGGGCUUCCUGCCCUAUGACACCAAGUUGCUAAACGGCAGAGCCCUGCCUCACUCUGGCCCUUCAGCUCCUAACCAAGCCUCGUGCUCUGGGUCCUCACUGAGCAACUUGGCUGUCACUCUGCACCCAUAGGAGGCCAGGUGGAAGCCCCAAUUACACUUCCCCAGGCUGGCGCGCCCUGUACCCAGGCAGUCUUGGUGGCUUCCUGUGCCUCCCCCACCCAAACUCCCACCCCCAGGCUCUGCCGCUUGCCAUCAUAUCCAUCUCCUGCCAUCACAUCCCUACUCAAGACCUCUGGAGGCCCCCGUAGGUGGUUAUCGGAUUGUCCACUUUCUGGUGUUUGGGAACAGAGAGGAUGCAGCCUCCCAGGUAAAAGAGUUAAGCCCCGGCCUGGCGUCCAGGGUCCCUGGUUCCCGCUCACCUCUUGCCAGGCUCUCCUGGUGCUGCGCACUCUGGCUGGGGGGACCCUGCUCUCCGCACGCAUGCCGGGUGGUGCCCCCCUUGCCCGCAGUCCAUCUGUUUGAGGGCCACCUGCUCAUUUGCCUUGCUGGCCGGCAAACCCGUUCUUGAGGGUGACGGCAAAUGCACCACUUGUUGGCUCUCUCCUAUUGCACCUGUCACCAGCUGCCCUGUGAGGUCGUUGUUCUCGUCCUUGUGUCCGGGUCAGGAGUGGAGAGCCUCGCUCAUCUCUGCCUCCCUGCGAUCCAGCGUGUGCCCAGCCAGCGCUGUGCUGAGGGACCGGUGUGGUCCACCGAGGGCGGAUCCGGGCUUUCUGUCUUGGUGUUGGCUGGACUGCUGUGGGCCUAAGUGUGAUUCACCUUGAGGCUGGCGCGGGCGGCUGGAGGCCCGCUGGGUCCUGGUGGCACUGAGCUGCACAUUGGUGCCGCUGUCCCGCUGCCCAGGAGCCUGCUCCUUGGAUUCUCUCUGGUGGAUCGGACAACACUCAGGGCACAGAGGAGCAAGUGAGGAGCCGUGUGGGGUCCGACAAGGACCCCUCGCCUAUGAACCUGUCCUGGGAUCCCCUCGGGGCCCUGCUGGAGGCUGACCUCUCGGCCCCCAAGGGAACCAGCCUGACUCUCAGAGACCAUCUUCCAGACCCCGCCAGGCCAGCACGUGGUGCCCAGGGUCACAGGCUGUGUGCCAUACCCUCUCGGGGAACUUCUCAGGGCCUGGCGGAGACUGGUGGAAGCAUGGGCCUCCCCCAGAUUCUGAGCACCCCCCCGCCCCCCAACAGGGACUGAUCCCCAUCAGUGUCUCUUCCAUGUGGCACAGUGCUGGGCUCACAGCAGGUGCCCACCCCCUGGCAGGGUCCUGGACCGAGGGCCUGGAGCUGCAGCCCUCAGAGAGGUGGGCCAGUGGUGGGCUAGAACUGACACCCCCCGCUCCCACCAGACCUGUAGGGCACGGCGGGAUGCCAGGGCACGAGCUCUGUUGUAACUAACUGUCCGUGUGUGGGGCUGAGGGGGUGAUACCAUUGUUGGGGUCCUGUGUUCAUCUUUUCUUCCCCAUUGUGGGUUUGGGGCUUGUGGAGGGACGGUUCCAGAGCAUGCAGCUGCCCCUGGCUCCCCCCAGGGGCCCAUCCUGCCCUUGGCUGCCUCAGGCCUCCUCCAACCCCCGCAGAGCCUGAGAGAGCUCAGCACACAGGUAGCAGGAGCUGGGUGAGUACCUUCCAGACCCUCCCGGCCGCUCACCCUCUGGGGCCCAACCUUCCACCUGAGGUGGCCUGGCCUGGACCCACCUAACUUGCUGCUGCCUGUGUCACAGGGACAUUCUGUCUUGUCCCCUCAGAUCUCGUCCACCACGAAAAGUGGUUUGACCCAGAGCCUCACUGGGGAUGGAGGUUGUUGCCUUGCGGGAGAAGUGGGUGAGGGGUAGGAGGGGAGCGGGCUGGAGGGGCUUUUCCCUGAGCAGCAGAGAACCCCAACUAAGUGGGCGCAGAAUAGGCUGACCCAAGGGCUCCUGCGUCAGGCCUGGUAGAGGUGGGUGCAGGCCCAGAGGCCAGGCCCGCGCCGUGGCUGUGGGGACAGUACGUACGAGCUGUGAGGUCAGCCGUCAAGCGCAGCCCGCGAAUGUGAGUCACUUCAUCCACGUGUCUGACGCGUGGCGCUUCCGGCAGGCGGCAGCGGCGCUGGUGCUUGGGGAGCUGACAUUCAUACCCAGCUCCCCGUAGCUUUGCUGGUCCGUCUGCCGCUCACAGGCCGGCACGCGCUUUCAGGGCUCACCCCUUGGGAGCUGUGGGAGGUGACUUCCUGGCGCGGGGACCCCAUCUGGCCAAGGUGGCAGGCAGCUGCCCUGUCCACGAGAGAGGACCCUCACCCCGCCAACCCUGGGCAGGGAUUACCAAGCCAGAGCCGCUGGCCCAGGGACCAGGACGUAUCCCCAGCCUCCCCUUCCUGCCACCUCCUUCCAGGCCAGGCUCACUUCCCUAGCAACAGAGCUGGAGGUUCAGGGUAGAAAUGAUGACUUCCUGGGUGGGAGGGGCUUCGUGCCUGGCCCCCUGGCCCAAAGCUUCAGUUCCUGCUCGCCUGCCACCGGUCGUCUUUAUUCCCUUCCCAUCUCUCUUUAUUCGUGGGCUGCCAGCUCUCCUGCUGGCUUCUUUCCAGAGGCGGGGUGUGGUGCGGUGAGCUUCUGGGGUGAAGGGGGCAGAGGGACCCAUCACGAGGACAGCAGGACCUGGGGGCAGAGGGGAGAGGUUUUCCGGCCUGCCUCAUCACCCCUUUGGACGCACCACUGUGCACUCUAACAGAGAAGCCUGUAAAGCAGAUACAGAUUAACAAAGAGAAAGCCAAGUGCCGGCUUCUCAGCAGAGCAGGUUCCCAUACCGCUAGCCGCCUCCUUCCACUGCUCUUUGCCUGAAGCCCAGUGAAGCUGUCAAAAUGCCUCCGCUGAUCACCUGCCCAGCUCAGCGCUUUCCUGAAUUCCCUCAUUUGGGGAAUGGACGUGGCAACUACCAAGCAAACGCCUCCAGUUCCAAGGAUCUAAAACAAUGUGGGCGACAGGUGGCAGCCGCUCUCCUGGGGUGGAGACUUCUGUGAAGCCCAGGAGGUGCCUUCCAUCCGAGCCCCUUGGCAGCCUUUUGUGGGCAGAGAUUAUCAUUAUCCCCCUUGGCCAGAUAAAGAAAGGACUUUCCCCAAAGGCCACACCAUGACCACGGGCCGCGCUGCCCAGUGCUGCUGUUUCUGGGCCUUGCCCUCUGGUUCAGUGAUGCUGAAGACGUGCGGUCCCUUGUCGGCCAUUCUGAGGGCCUUGGCCUGAACUGGAGCUGCAGGUGCCCUCUGUGGACCCUGGGACCCUUCCCUGCAAGGUCUGGUUUCAUGUCCUUGUCUCUGUCCGGGCUUUCUCCUCCCCUCCCCUGCCCUCCCCAUGUAAGCUGUCAUUUAUUGGGUAUUUAGCUGGGCACUGUAAGCGCUUCCCACACUUGACAUGUCUUGUCCCCAGUCGACAGGUGAGAAGACUGAGGCUUGGAGAACUCUAGUAACCUGCCCAUGGUCAGUGGAAGGGCAAGGCCAGGAAGCAUCAGCAGUGUCAGAAGCAGCAGCUCUGCUUCCCGGGGAGCCAGCCUUUCUUCCAGGCCCCUGACAGUCCCGGGGACAGGGUAGUGACAGCCAGCGCCCUGCGUCGCGAAGCACCUUUACGUGUCUUGUGUCAUUGGGUCCUUGUAACACGCACAUGCCCUGGUUCUGUGAUCGCUCCCACUUUGCAGAUGCGGGCCGAGGCUGGGAGAGGAGAAGGUGGCAGAGCCGGGGGCUCUGGCUCGCAGAAGGUUGGGGCCGUGCUGUCCUGUGGACAGUAGGGGUGUCCGUGUGUGGUAUGGCUGCCCAUCCCAGCGAAGGCCCAGGCGGCACCCCCAGAGCUGGAGGUGGACUCUGGGGGAUGAAGCCGACACACACCGUCGUCAACUGCUGGUUCUGCAACCAGGACACGGUGGUGCCCUAUGGGAACCGCAACUGCUGGGACUGCCCCCACUGCGAACAGUACAACGGCUUCCAGGAGAACGGCGACUACAACAAGCCGAUCCCCGCCCAGUACCUGGAGCACCUGAACCACGUGGUGAGCGGGGCGCCCGGCCCCCGAGCCCCCAUGCAGCCCCCGCAGUGGGUGAGCAGCCAGGUGCUGCUGUGCCGGCGGUGCAGUCACCACCAGACCACCAAGAUCAAGCAACUGGCCGCCUUCUCGCCGCGCGACGAGGGCAGAUAUGACGAGGAGAUCGAGGUGUACCGGCACCACCUGGAGCAGAUGUACAAGCUGUGCCGGCCGUGCCAGGCGGCCGUCGAGCACUACAUCAAGCACCAGAACCGCCAGCUGCGCGCCCUGCUGCUCAGCCACCAGUUCAAGUGCCGGGAGGCCGACCAGACGCACACGCAGAGCUUCUGCUCGUCCGUGGUGAAGGCCCCGCUCCAGGUCAUCGUGCUCCGAGCCCUCGCCUUCCUGGCCUGCGCCUUCCUGCUGACCACCGCGCUGUACGGCACCAGCAACCCUUUUGCCCCAGGGGCGCCCCUGCCCCCGGCCCUGCCACCUGGUAGCAAUGGCUCGGCCCCGCCUGACAACAGCACAGCCCCUGGGGCCGAGGGCUGGCGGCAGCUGCUGGGCCUGCUGCCCAAGCAUGCGGCGGAGAAGCUGCAUGAGGCCUGGGCCUUUGGGCAGAGCCACCAGAUGGGCGUCGUGGGGCUGGGCCUGCUCACCUGCCUGCUGGCCAUGCUGCUGGCCGGCCGCCUCAGGCUCCGGAGGAUCGACGCCUUCUCCACUGGCCUGUGGGCCCUGCUGCUGGCGCUGCACCUGGCCGAGCAGUACCUGCAGGCUGCCUCGCCCAGCUGGCUGGACACGCUCAAGUUCAGCACCACGUCCCUGUGCUGCCUGGUGGGCUUCACAGCAGCCGUGGCCACGAGGAAGGCGACGGGCCCACGGAGAUUCCGGCCCCGAAGGUACUUCCCGGGAGACUCUGCCGGCCUCUUCCCCGCCAGCCCCAGCCUGGCCGUCCCCUGCCGAAGCGUCGCAGGCCCCUCGCCGGCUCUGUUCAUCCCCGCCCCGCCCGGCUUCCUGCCACUUGCCAACCAGCAGCUGUUCCGGUCUCCCCGCCGGGCCUCGCCCUCCUCGCUGCCCGGCCGCCUCAGCCGGGCCCUCUCACUGGGAACCAUCCCCUCUCUGACGCGAGCAGACUCAGGGUAUCUGUUCAGUGGGAGCCGCCCACCGUCUCAGGUGUCCCGAUCCAGAGAGGUUCCGGUUUCAGAUUACUUCUCUCUGCUGUCGGGGAGCUGCCCCUCCUCCCCCGUCCCUUCCCCAGCGCCCUCCGUGGCUGGCUCCGUGGCCUCCAGCUCUGGCUCCCUGCGCCACCGCAGGCCCCUUAUCAGCCCUGCCCGGCUCAACCUGAAGGGGCAGAAGCUGCUGCUGUUCCCGUCGCCCCCCGGGGAGGCCCCUAACACCCCCAGCAGCUCCGACGAACACUCGCCCCGCAACGGCAGCCUCUUCACCAUCGAGCCGCCCGCCAUCCCACAGAGGCAGCCGGCGCGGGACACGAAGCACACCGUGGACAUGAAGUCAGCGCCGGAGGGGGGCAGCACGUGCAGCAGCCGCUCUAUCAAGAAAGAGGACGACUCGUCCCGGUCGUCCUCCUGUGUGGUGGACACCACCACCAGAGGGUGCGCGGAGGAGGCCCCCACCUGGCGAGGUCGUUUAGCCCCCUCGCUGAUCCGGGGCCUCCUGGCCGUGAGCUUGACUGUCAAUGCCCUCUUCACCUCGGCCUACCUGUACCAGAGCCUGCGCUGACCCGCGGUCCGCAGCCUCCCGGCACCCAGAGAAUCUCGGAGGGUGCGCCCAGGUGCAUGCCGCUUCCACCACUGCCGGCCUCAGCCCUCCUCGAGGGGCUGCCGCCUCCGCCCUUUUCUCCAGGGCCCUGGACCUCGCCAGAGGGAGCCCUGUUCCCGGAAGCCUUCUCCCCACCUAACAGACUGCGGGGCUGGGCAUGGUCUUGGGGGUCCCAGCCCUCCCCGCCCACCUCUUUGGCUGACAUCAGUUGUGUGUUUGGUGCUGACACUCUGAUCCUGAAGCCAGGGGUCCCCGAGGGGCUGCAUGACCCUGGGGUCCCUCCCCACCAUCCAGCCCUGCCUGGCGGGAACGCCACGACUGCUGUGACGGGAUCAGGAGCUGUGGCCCUGAGCCCGCAGCCGCGGGCUGUGAUUACAUCUUCGUACUGUACCCCUCUGUCCCGUGGGCCGCCUCAGGCUCCCUGGGGGAGGAGGGAGGGGAGGUCUCCAGCCGGGUGGAGGAUAAACCUCCCCUGGCAGGCCCCGUUGAGGGCCGGCAUCUUUUGCCGUUGUCCUGCCCCUUCCUGUGGGCUGUGGGCUACGCCUUCCCUCUGGCUCUCCUGGGCGGGCAGGUGAGUUUCCUGCCCAGGGCCCCUCAGAGUUCCUGGGUCUCAGGGGCCCAAUUGGACUCAUGUAAGCACCACCCCCCAGACUCACUUCUCCCUGCUUGUGUCCCCAUUUUAUUACCUCUGGUGACCUUCCCUGGCAGCAGCCCUGCAGCCGUGAGAGCACUACCCAGGGCCCGCCCCGCCCCGCCCCGUUUCCAGGCCCCUCCCUCAUGCACUGUCCACAGGGGCCUUGUUUGACCCCCUCAGCCUGCAGGUCUCUGAUGAGACUGGACCCUCACGCCCACCCUCAGCAUUCUGCUGUCGCGGUGGGCUCAGCGCGACCUCUGUCUCCAGGCCACUGUGGCCAGCCUGCUUCCUACCCCACGCCCCUUGGUCCUGCCACUGCCCUUCCGACCGAUACGGCAGGUCUGCCCCCUACACCUGCCCUUGUGCUGGGGUCCCAUCCUGCCCCCGAGAAGAGGAAGGGUGGGUCUCAGUCUGGCACAGGGACCCUCAAGAUGCCGUGAGGAAUGAGAGACUGCCUGUGGGUGUCAGAAUCCCCGUCCCGCUGCCCUGGGCCCUGGAUGCAGGUGUGGGGCUGUGUGUGUGUGUGUGUGUGUGCGUGUGUGCGUGCACACUCGUGCGUGUGUCAGUGCACGCGUUCGUGCCACUUCAGGAGGAAGCAGCAGCCUCUGUGAAUUCUGAGACUCAUGUGGGGAGGCUCAUGACGGCAGGGGAAGGGUCUUCACUCUGUCAUUCAGGGAUAAAGUUUAAUUUUAUUUUUCUACACAUUUUUGCCAGGCAAGGCGUUCUGCUGGGAAGCAGGAUGCCCCCAGUCCUCCCUGCCGGGGAGGUUUAGUUUUAUUAAGCUUUGGGUGCUUUUUUAGUAAUUUUUUUUUACCAUGUGGGGAAGGAGGUUGCUCUGACAUCCCCCCACUCCUGAGAGCUACUGUUUCCUGCCCUACCCCUCACCCCAGAACGAGGGGGAUUGGGGGCCAGGGGCCACGCCACGUCCCAGACUCCAGCUGCCAGAGAUGGUUCCAACUCGGAGGUGGUGCCUCUUGGCCUCCAUUCGUACCAUGGGCGUGGCCGUCGAGUUUUUUAAUUUUACUGUUUGCCUAACCAAGCCAAAUUCCAUUCCCGAAUACCCUUCCUCUCUGGCUCUGAGGAAGCCCUGACUGAGUGCCCAGCCCCCUCCUCUCGCGCCUGGGCCCGCCUGGCCCCUCCUGCCCAGGGCCGGUGGUCCUAGCGCCCCCCCAGGGGCAGGGGAGAGGCUGGGCGGGGAGGGGGCUGACUUAUGUUUUCUUUCAAACAAAAAACACAACCUUAUUUUUCUUUACAAAAGCAAAAAAAAAGGAAACCAAAAAAGAUACCAACCUUUGAACUAUA